Messenger RNA from Ceratitis capitata (Mediterranean fruit fly), 591 nucleotides. RefSeq lists its product as uncharacterized. Bases 198 to 500 code for a protein of 100 amino acids. NCBI's taxonomy places the organism in Eukaryota, Metazoa, Arthropoda, Insecta, Diptera, Tephritidae. The transcript is spliced from 4 exons. The record is from RefSeq and is a predicted model, not a curated record.
UUAUCUGCAUUAAGGGUAUAAAUUUUUUGCGAUAGUCAAAAAGUAAAAUAAGCUUUUGGCAUAACGUUCGGUUCACACGAACGGUGGAAAAUUAGGAUUGGUCGCUCAGUAAAGGUUGGUUAAGAACUAUUCAUUGUAAAGCUACCUUUCAAAUCAAAAAUGACUAUCGUUUCGGUUGAAAUUACUGUUAACAGAUAAUGUUAAGGAUAAAAUUUAAAUGUGCUGUUAAAGCAAAGCAAGCAGUAAUUCUAAAAUUAACGUUAUCGAUGAGUUUACAAUUUCAAAUCUAUAUCGAUCCAUUACCGUGUCGUAUCACCUUUAUGUAUGAAGCUAAACAUUCGAACUUUUGCAGCUACAAAUAUGAAUAUUCAUCGAGCAAAUGCAACCAUCAAGGAUCAAAUCGAAAGCUAUCUUGGGUUUAUAGAAAGUCAUACCGAGAUGACCAGAAGUCUUCAGGAUGGAGUAACUUAAUCGAUGUGCUCAACGAAAUAGAACACUGAAUGCUUUUAAAUCUUUAUGAUGAGGCUGAUGGCAUUCUAUUGGGGUCUCACUCAUUAAAGUUAGGUUAAAUGACAAGCGGCUUGGUGAACU